AUGGAUCUCCAGGGAACUCCUCUUCCUCACGGCCCCCGCAGCACCAAGGUCACCAACGACCCUCUUGCCUCUCAGCAGCCCAUUGAGGAGCCAUCAGGCCCUGUCCCCAACGAUUCUCUCGCUGCUCAGUCCGUCCGACAGGGCGGUGCUUUCUCUGAGAACCGUGGCGCCCAGCCUUCCUCUCACGUUAACAUGAAGAACACCCCUUCAGGCACCACUGAGCUCCCUCCUGCUCCUGUUGGUGGUCUUCGUGAGGACCGCCAGCGUCAAGAGAAAUACCCUGAGGCCCUCGGCGGCCAGGGUGACUUCCCUGGCACUCACGUUAGCGGCUACGCCGGUGGCCCGACCGCUGCUAAGCAGCAGAUGGGCAUGACCGACAACUCUCGCGCCAGUAGCAGCAGCCAGUACAAUGCUGGCCAGGCGCCCUCCUACGUUGCCGACGUGACCGAUGGUUACCAGCACAGCAAGCCCGACGGCCGCAACAUCACAGAGGGUGACUUCCACUCUGCCGGAAAGAAUGCCAGCUUCAACUCCGACAUUGGCACCAGUGAUGACCCUGGCCGUGCUGGACUAAACAAGUUCCAGCAGAACAACGCUAAGAGCGCCUACAACGCUGGCCGUCCCACCCAGUCUGACGUUGGCAGCCAGCACCCCUUCGAGGCUCUGGAUGAGCAGCGCGCUUAA
This is a messenger RNA of Penicillium argentinense, 684 nucleotides long. RefSeq lists its product as uncharacterized. NCBI's taxonomy places the organism in Eukaryota, Fungi, Ascomycota, Eurotiomycetes, Eurotiales, Aspergillaceae. The record is from RefSeq and is a predicted model, not a curated record. Bases 1 to 684 code for a protein of 227 amino acids. The transcript has a single exon.